Molecule: messenger RNA, 1074 nt
Organism: Dermatophagoides pteronyssinus (European house dust mite)
Lineage: Eukaryota; Metazoa; Arthropoda; Arachnida; Sarcoptiformes; Pyroglyphidae
Product: carbon catabolite repressor protein 4 homolog 1-like
Source: RefSeq, a predicted model, not a curated record
AUGACAUGGAAUGUUUUGGCCGAAAUAUACGCGACGGUCAAAGCAUUCCCGCAUGCAGAGCCCAACAUAUUGAACUGGAAUUUUAGACGGGAGAGAAUUCUUGCUGAAAUCAUCUCAUAUAACCCAGACAUUAUUUGUUUACAAGAAAUUCAAGGAGAUCAUUUCGAAGAGUUUUUUGCUCCAGCAUUGCUGCAACGAGGGUACGAAGGUCUGUACAAACAAAAGACUACUAAACUAUUUUGUGGAGGUGGAAAGUACAAACCCGGGAAGUUUGUUUGCGACGGAUGUGCAACGUUUUUUAAAACUCCUAUGUUCACCUUACUAGAUCAUUUCGGAAUUGAAUUCGCUAGAGUUCUCCCAACAAAUUUCAAAAAUAAAAUGACAGAUAAGCGAAUUAGCAAAGAUAACGUAGCUUUGGUUCUAUGUCUCGAAUAUAACGGAACGUAUAACAUGCAAACGAACAGUACAAACUCUGUCUUAGUCGUAGCCAACACUCAUAUUAUUGCAAAUCCAGAUGCCCCAGACAUUAAAAUUUGGCAAGCUAACGCACUCACAAGUGUUUUAACGCAAUAUCUUAUACAAGCCGGGAAGUACAUUUGUGGUAAAACCGCAAGUAUUACGCAACCAGCUUUAAUCAUUUGCGGAGAUUUCAACAGUACGCCCGAGAGUGCGGUUUAUGAAUUAAUUGUAACUGGACAAUGCCGUCAAAACCAUCCUGAUUUUACAAACUCUCAAUCAUACACGUGGCUUGAGGACGUCAAAUUAGGUCACGGCUUGAAACUUAUUAGUUCUUACAGUUUAGCAAAUGCAAUUCGUAUUUGUGCGCCAGCUAAUUACCCAAGUAGCGAAUACGAACCAGAAUUUACAAAUUACACCCAAAUGUACAUAGCCUGUUUAGAUUAUAUUUUUUUCGAUCAAUCAAUGUUGCAAGUAACAGCCACGUUAGAAUUAGUUUCUGAGCUCGAAUUAUUGGAAGAAGCUCAUAAUUUGCAAGCCAGUGAUUGGGCACUUCCGUCCGCACAAAGACCAAGUGAUCAUUUACCACUGCUGACGCGCUUUGAAUGGAAACAUUAA